This is a messenger RNA of Anoplopoma fimbria (sablefish), 1301 nucleotides long. It is a transcript of the gene lsm11, whose product is annotated as LSM11, U7 small nuclear RNA associated. Gene Ontology annotation, cellular component: U7 snRNP. The transcript has 4 exons. The record is from RefSeq and is a predicted model, not a curated record. Gene Ontology annotation, biological process: mRNA 3'-end processing by stem-loop binding and cleavage. The coding region runs from base 86 to 1105 and encodes 339 amino acids. NCBI's taxonomy places the organism in Eukaryota, Metazoa, Chordata, Actinopteri, Perciformes, Anoplopomatidae. Gene Ontology annotation, molecular function: U7 snRNA binding.
AAAUAGGUGCGGAGUGUGAGCUCCGCCUCUCACCAGGACUCCUCUUCGCUUUAACGCGUGUUCGUGCUGCUCGUGUGUUUCAAACAUGGAGGAGAGGGAAAGAAGAAGUGAGAAGUCAGACAGUAAAGACACUAAAGACAGUAAAGACAGUAAAGACCCGGUAGCUGCAGGCUGCUCAGGGCCGGAGCACGGGGCCGAUGAGGCAGAGAAAACAGACGUGUGCUCGGAUAACUUCGACCCUCUCCUGGCCUUGUACUCACCCUCUGUCCCGCUUCCCUUCCCAAACAUUAAGGGCUUCAACAAUGUGGCCGCCUACGAGAGCUUCAUGCAGGGCGGCCGGGGCAGAGCCAAGCCGGAGAACGUGCAGAAGAAACGCCUCAAGGCCAUGAAGGGCGUGGCGGACCCUGAACGCAUCGCCAGGCUGAAGAAGCUGAUCGUGAACAACCCGGUGUCGGAGGACGGGGAGAGCAGCGGCGCGGCCCGGAGGAGGAGGAGGGACAAGCCGCAGAAAAACGUCCUGACAAGGAUGCCAUUGUGUAAAGGCAGUCCGCUGGGGGAGCUGUACAGAUGUGUGGAGGAGAAGAUAAGGGUCAAAGUUCACAUCAGGACCUUCAAGGGACUGAGGGGAGUGUGCUCUGGCUUCGUCGUGGCCUUCGACAAGUUCUGGAACAUGGCAAUGGUAGAUGUAGAUGAGACGUACAGAGAGCCUCUGCUUGGAGAGGCGUUCUACCACGAAAAGGCCCUCACCAUCUCACGGCUCUUUGAGAAGCUGAAGCUCCAGGAGACCCCGGGAGGCGACGAGCAACCAAAAAAGCACGAAGCCCAGGAAACAGCCAGCAAGCAUCAGCCUGUAAACCCCAAAAGUACCCCGAAAAACCCGUCUGCUCACCCGACUAGCAAGACAGGGGACAGCGGGAGGGAGUCCGAACUGUCCGACGCUGUUAAAAUCACACAGGAUAAACACAGAGUCUCGCUGAAGGCCCGGGGCCCAGAGGUCCGUCAGAAGAAAGACUCCCAGGCGUACGGAAAGGUCCACACACGCCACAUCAACCAGCUAUUCAUCCGGGGUGAGAACGUUCUCCUGGUGAACCCACAGCCACUCUGAUUAGUGUUCUUCAGUCUAAUAUUUCCCCUGGAUAUAAGAAAGUUUGGCUACAACCACACUCGGUUAAAUUUAAGUUUUAUUUAACGCUGAACAUUUGUUGAUUUAAUUCAAUUCAGGGGAUUCAAAUGAGGACUAAUGUUAUAUCAUAUUGAUAUGGAGGGUUUUCUCUUCCCACCAGAUAAAUAUCUUGAUUUUU